Malassezia japonica is the source of this 966-nucleotide messenger RNA. RefSeq lists its product as uncharacterized. The transcript has 4 exons. Gene Ontology annotation, biological process: spliceosomal snRNP assembly. The record is from RefSeq and is a predicted model, not a curated record. Lineage: Eukaryota; Fungi; Basidiomycota; Malasseziomycetes; Malasseziales; Malasseziaceae. Gene Ontology annotation, cellular component: SMN complex; nucleus. The coding region runs from base 1 to 966 and encodes 321 amino acids.
AUGCACGGCCGCGCGCGGCGUGGGGGCAAGCGGGGCGCCGAGUAUGGCCAGACGAUUUUGCCGGUCGGCGAGCUGCCAGCCGACUUUAAUGGCGUGCCGCUUGACGGUGAGCAGUACCUCGCCAUGGUGCGGCGCGAGGCGAGUAUGCAACCCCGCAUUCUGUACAGCGCCGCGCACGCAACGACGGCGCCGGCCGCACAGGCUUUGAAAUCGAUACCCGCCGAAACGACCUCCUUUUUCCCGGAUGCGUCGUGGCGUUCCGUGUUCCUCGAGCGCUUCGAGCGCUUGCACAAGUCGCUGAAAGCGCCGCCGCCACGCAGCGUGCAAGGGCGCACCCGAGUCCCGGACGUGAGCGACGAAGCCGCGUGGUACCGCUUUGUGCAUGGGCGUGCGCCGCCGGACGCGGACGAACGCAGUGCGAUGCUCGACGGCGCCUUGUCCGAUACGGAGUCGUUUGCGAGCGCAGCAACGUCCGAGGCCGAAGUUGACGAUAUGCUCGAGAGCGAGCCGACUGGCGACGUCCUCGUUGACCACUAUGGCUUUGCAUUCCAGGAGCCGAGUAUGCGCAUUCUCACUGCGCUCGACACGGACGAUACAUUGCGCCUCAUCCAGCUAUUCCGCAAGUGGAUGCAACAGCCGUACUUUGUGCUCCCCUACGACGACGCCCCGCUGCGCUAUGCGCUGCAUCCCCUGCACACCCGCUGGCUCUUUUCUCUCCUUGCCCACCUCGACCGGCGUUUGUCGGGCGAAGAAAUCGCAGGCCUCCGCGCGCUUGCGCGCUCAUGCAUUGCCGCACUCACGCAUGUGCGCAGCCUACGUGCCCAGGCUAUGGCAGAUAGUGACGAUGACUUCCUCGAGCAGGAGUCCGGCGCAUGGAUGCUCCUGGUGAUCGUCGCCGGCGUCUGGGGCCAGCGCGACCUGUGGGACGAAGCGAAAGCACGCACCUCCACUCCCUCGGCCCCCUAA